This is a messenger RNA of Penicillium waksmanii, 1644 nucleotides long. RefSeq names its product NRPS-like enzyme. The record is from RefSeq and is a predicted model, not a curated record. The coding region runs from base 1 to 1644 and encodes 547 amino acids. Lineage: Eukaryota; Fungi; Ascomycota; Eurotiomycetes; Eurotiales; Aspergillaceae. The transcript has 3 exons.
AUGGAUACCAAGCCAAGACUACUUGCUAACGUCAUAGAGACGAAGGCAAAGACAAUUCCUGACGCCCCCUGGCUUCUGUAUGCCAAGUCAUCUUCAUGGGAGCACGAAGGAGGCUACAAGACUAUCACAUGGAAGCAAUGUGCCAAUGCAAUAAAUAAGAUGGCUCAUUUCCUGGACGAAAAUAUUCCUAGGCAGAGCAAAGCUCGACAAACAAUCACUUACCAGGGCCCAAAUGAUGCAAGAUACUACAUCAUGAUGGUAGCGGCGGCUAAAUCAAAGAGGACUGUUUUUAUUCCCGAUGGGAGAAUUACUCCAGAUGGUAUGCUCAAGAUUCUGGAUGAGAUAAAGUGCAAAAUUUGGGUUUCACCGGACGACCAAGGCGCUUUCCCGAAGGGCCAAACUAGUCUGAAGAUUCCAUCCCUGGAAGAUAUCCUGGAACAGCCCAACAGUGGUGAUAUCCAGUAUACUUACGAUGAAUCUUGGGAACAAGAGAAAAAUGAGAUAGUCUGCAUUAUCCACACCUCUGGCACAACUGGCAAUCCGAAGCCCAUCUACCUUCGCAAUGGAUUUAUGUCGGUUUUUGACUGGAUUCUAUUAUACGAAAGACACUUAUCUCCCAAAAUUACCUAUCACCAUUAUGAGAACUCCUUGACACUGACAACCUGCGCUCCUCAAUGGCUGGGUGGCUUUGCGUUCACUCUGAAUACAGCAGCCUUUGUUGGUAUGAUUACCGUUCUUUUACCGCCUGACAUGAAAUCGCCUCUAGAUCGAGAGUCGGUCAUAAGAAUUUGCCGGCAUACGGGGGCUAAGAGUAUUGUGACACCUCCAUCUCUCAUUGAAGACUUUUACAAUGAUGAGUCUGCCUUCGAAUUUUUGAAGAGCCUUGAUUACGUUUGCUGGCUAGGAGCAGGGCUAGAUAGUGCCAUUGGCGACGAUCUAGCACGGCAUACCCAUCUAUUUCCGGUGAUUGGAUCUACCGAGCGUGGACCUCAGCCGUCUUUUGAACCGCGUGAUGCGAAAAUGUGGAAUACCUUUGAAUUUAUUCCCGAGUCCGGGCCUAGGUUCGAGAAAAUUUCCGAUGACCUUUAUGAGCUACAGAUCGGCCGUACGCCAGAGCAUGACUUCUUCCAAGGAGGGUUUUAUGUCUUUCCUGACCUCGAUACUAUCCCAUCAUCGGAGAUCUAUUCACCAGUUGUUGACAGUUACGGUUCUACCAGGUGGACUUUCCGUGGACGCACGGGCGAUUUGGUAAAGCUAUCCUGGCUUGCCAAAUUUCAUGCGACACAUAUCGAGAGCGCCAUAAAUAAGCACAGCCAAGUCAACUCGGUGGUCAUGGGUGGAGAGGGACGUGAUGUGCCCUACAUCAUUGUGGAACCUAAAGAUCACAACGAAAUUCAAGACCACAAAAGAUUCAUCGAUGAGAUAUAUGACGCGAUGAUACUAUCCCUGAAUGAAAAAGGUCACCAAGAGAUACAGAUACCGCGAGAAACAGUCAUGUUGUCUGAUCCGUCAUUGCCAUUUCAACGAACAUUGAAAAUGACAAUCAUUAGACAAAAGGUGGAAGAUUCUUACAAGCAGCACAUUGAUGCGAUGUACCAACUAUGGCAAAGCAAGAAAGGAAAACAGGCCCCGGGGCAGCCAUGA